CCGGAAGUACAGAGAGGCUGCUUCAUGUUCAGGACACAACCUGAACCCGGAAGUGAUGAGGAUUUGAACCCCACAGUGUGAGAGUUAAACUGAAACAUAUGGAGUUCAUUGUGUGGAAUAAAGUUUUAAUUUUCCUCUUGUUUCAGUUUCUGGAAUUAACUCUGUGCUCUGAGCAGAACAACGGCGGCUGGGGACUAGACUCUAGUCUUGCUGAUGAAGGGACCUGCAACAUUGAUGUCAAAGAUGCUACAACAAUCACACACGCACAGUUUCUACAGGAAUACGCCUACACUAAGCCUGUAAUACUAAGAGGACUUACAGACAACACAAAAUUCCAGUUCUUGUGUUCUAAGGCGAGUCUGCUGAGGGAGUACCGGGACAAAACAGUCCGCCUGAGCACAGCUAACACGCACUCCUACAGGAAAGUGGAUGUGAGGUUUGAAGAGUUCGUGACAUCACUGUUGACCCCUCAGUCUGAAGACACCUUGGGCAGUGAUACUCUCUACUUCUUUGGUGAUAAUAACUUCACCGAAUGGCGUUCUCUGUUUGAGAAAUACAACGUACCACCUUACAGCCUGCCACACACCAGCCCAGCAUACAGCUUCGGCAUUGCAGGUCCAGGUACUGGUGUUCCCUUCCACUGGCAUGGUCCGGGAUACUCGGAAGUCAUCUAUGGCAGAAAGCGUUGGUUCCUGUAUCCUCCUGAUCAGGCCCCAGAGUUCCACCCCAAUCACACCACACUGUCAUGGAUCACACACUCGUACCCAGAUCUGGAGGAACACAACACACCGCUGGAAUGUACCAUCCGACCAGGAGAGGUGCUGUACUUCCCAGAUCGAUGGUGGCAUGCAACUCUGAAUUUAGACACCAGUGUUUUCAUCUCCACUUUCCUGGGUUGAACACAAACCAUCACCAUCCAAGAAGAUCCAAUCAGAACUCCUCCUUUAGUGACUUCGUACCAAGAGGACCAAUCAGAGUUCUUCACGUGGUGACGACAUUUCUUGAAUACUUCUUAUUCAGUGACACCGGGCCAAACAAAUGGACCAAUCAGAUCUCCUGAUCCACUGACAUCAUAACCCAAAGAGGACCAAUCAGAUGGUUACAGAGCAGGACCUGAGUAAUUCCUCCUUGAGAGCAUUCUGUCUGUGCUACAUGGCUGAAAUGGAUAUGAUUUUAAUUAAUUAAUUAAUUUUGUUUUCAAUGUGAUGUUUUAUUAAUAAAACAAAGCUUUUA
Molecule: messenger RNA, 1233 nt
Organism: Neoarius graeffei (lesser salmon catfish)
Lineage: Eukaryota; Metazoa; Chordata; Actinopteri; Siluriformes; Ariidae
Gene: jmjd8
Product: jumonji domain containing 8
Exons: 9
Coding region: 99-899 (266 amino acids)
Cellular component (GO): cytoplasm
Source: RefSeq, a predicted model, not a curated record